AAUUUAUUUCCUUCUUUUAAAUUAACAGAAUGUCCCGUUUGUGGCAAACGCUUCACAGCUAGCUCCAAUCUUUAUUAUCACAGAAUGACUCACAUAAAGGAAAAACCACACAAAUGCAGUCUCUGUUCGAAGUCAUUUCCAACGCCCGGUGAUCUCCGUUCUCAUAUGUACGUUCACAGUGGAUCGUGGCCUUUCAAAUGUCAAAUCUGUUCGAGAGGAUUCAGUAAGCAGACAAAUCUUAAAAAUCAUCUCUUCUUGCACACCGGUAAGUAA
Messenger RNA from Clunio marinus, 273 nucleotides. The record is from the annotation of a GenBank genome assembly. NCBI's taxonomy places the organism in Eukaryota, Metazoa, Arthropoda, Insecta, Diptera, Chironomidae.